GAGUUCUCGCGCGCGCGCACUCUGUGCACAAAUUUGCGGAGGAGCAUUAUCAACACAAACAGGAUUUUAUGAUGGUAACCAUGCAUUCUGUAUAAGCUUGACGAACUCAGAGCCGGGAUCAAGAUCAUCAAUUCUCCAUACUUCCUAUCAGCAAUGGGUGCAGACUCUGGCCCCCCAGUGAUUUGUACUAUCACUGAGGACAACCGCAAGGCUGAGAGCCCUGUGGCGUAUCAAUCACUCCAAGGGUGUGGAGUAGAGGAUAAGUUCUUGGAGCACACAGUCGGUUGUAUGUUAGUAUAGUAUCUUCGGAUUGCUGUGAUGGAGCCGACCGUCGUGCCUGUAGGAUGGAAGAGAGCCAUUGUCAAUGAGAAAGUAGUCUAUAUGAGCCCCAGUGGACAGCUCUUACAGUCAACCGAGGCAGUGCAGACCUACUUGAGCUCCGAUGGCACCUGCAAGUGUGGCCUUGAGUGUCCGAUCAACCUUGACAAAGUCUUCAACUUUGAUCCCAGGGUGCUUUGCAAGCCACGUACAGCCCAGGAGGCCAGUAACGACAAUGGACUCACUAAUCUCUGCAACCAUAAGAGGAAAGUGGUCGCCAUGGCAACCUGGCUCGACAGUGUGGAGACGGCAAAGGUGGAAGAUGAUGUUACAGCCAACAAUCCUGGUCCAAGUAAAAGUAGACCCAUCCCCAACUUUGCAACAGAGAUGCAAUUCCCUAACUUCCCAACACCAAACUCUCUUCCCAACUCCAUGCACCCCGGUACUAUGCCACAAAUGAAUCAGAUGAACUACAUGCACCAUAUAGACUCAAUCCCAUUUGAUGCCCAUAUGCAACGCAAUACUAUUGAGGCACAGCAGCACCAGAUGCGAAUGCUCUAUGAAUUCCAUCAACAGUUUGGUACAAAUCUGAAACAACGCAAGCCAAAAAACCAAGGGGAGUUUUUUGCUGGUAACCAGCACAUGCAGCAGCAGAUACCUUUCACCGGACAGAGUGUACCUGGUAUGUCUCCCCCUAGGUUUGCUUACCCAGGUAUGCCUCGAUAUCCUCGGCAGAGAUUCCCCUUUCCGGGUGAAUUCAAUCAGCAGCAUCCUGGGGCAAUGAGGAACCUUCAUCCUGGGGUUGUACCAAGGGGCAUGCCUCAAGGAAUGAUGUCUCCACAAAUGGGCAAUAUGUUUCCAAGGCCACAACAUUCACAUGUAGCAAACAAUCAACAGAUGUGCAUGCCUGGCAUGUAUGGAGAGGAUGUAUCAAUGUACGUAGCUGGACCUACUAGUCCUACCUUCCCAGGAGUACUGCAUCCUGGAAUAAGGCCUAAAAAGAAGAGGUCACGUAGCGCAGAUCAGGUCAAAGUGCCAACUACGUGCUCUCCAAUUCAGCAUGUCCUUUGUGAAUCUGAUACCAGGUCCAUGUCUGCUAGUAAUCUCCUGUCGAUUGCUGCUAAAGCUCAGUUAGCCAACAAACAGCAACAAGAAGCUGUUUGUAAAAUGCCAAACCUCGCCAGCCAAUUACUACAACUCCCCCAUGAGGAAUUGACCAAAUUGAUAAAAGCUCACCAACAGCAGGCAAAAAUGGAAUCAAAUGAGAAAGAUGCAAACUCUGAGCAAUUGUCUACCAAUCCAUCAACAAGUCUCUGUCAUGCAGCACCUACGGACAAUCCAUCUGAAAACCUAGAGAUGGACAAAUCUAUUGUACAGGAACCACAAAGUAUAGUAGAUGGUGAUGGGGAUGCAUCCCAUCAUAGGGAAACUGCUGAAAAUGAAGAAAAAGAAUCUGUAUGUAAAUCACAAUGCGAGGAGAUUUCUGCAGAUCAAGAGAAACUCCAAGACUCAGAGCCUUUGACAACUCCAUCUUCACCAUCACAAGCAAAGUGUGUCAGUCAGAAAUCAGAGAGUUUUGAUGAGAGUUCAAGAACUUUGGCCAGUGAAAUCGAGGAUGUGACUGACAAACAGACAGUGUCUGAUGAGCCUGUGAAAUGUGAAAAGAGUGAACCAAACAAGGAAAGUUCUUCAGAAGUGCAAUCUAGUAAUCCUAAAAGUAAUCAUCCAUUGGAACAUGUCAUGAAUGAAGAGGAGUUACAUAGAUUAAAAAUGGAGCAAGAAUACCUCCAUGCUUUACCUGGUAAUGUGCAACAACCACUGAGAGCUGGAUAUCCAGUUGAAAUGAUUCCAGGCAUGCCAACCAGAAUGCCAGUACCACCAGGACAUGUGGUUCCUAGGAUGCCAGGAAUACCAGAGCUUGGUGCCAUGGGUUACCCUCCAGUACCUUGGGGAGGACUCCAGAAUCCAACAUUUGCAAUGCAUGAAACAGAACUAGACUUUGCUCCAAGCAAGAAGCGCAAAAGGAAGGCUAAAAAUCAGAGGAGUAUUUCUGCUGAUGGAUUAUUCACUCAUAGUGGUAUGGUGUCCCAUCAGCAAAUUCCUCAGAUGAUACCUUUUCACAGUCCUGACCAACCAGCUAUGCCCCAGAUGGUUGUGAGGAAUCCCCACAUGAACCCUCCUCAUAACCCAGUACCACCUAAUCAUCACGAGUACCCUCAUACACAUAUUCCAGGAAUGGUACGUCCUCCAUUUCCUGAUCAGCAGCUUGUCAUAGAACAACAGAAUAUCAAUAGUCUUCCUGUCAUUGUUCAAAGUGCUCUUGAAGAUGCUCAGCUGAGGAACAUGUUGCCUCAGUUGCAACAACAGCGACUUUACAUGAAAACUACGGGUCCUAAGAAGGUGAAGGAUAUGCUUGCAGACUUACGUAAUUCUAAUCAGACUGCUGUCACAAGUGCAAAUUCAGAAAUUUCCAGUACCAGUAAGGAUGUAACACCCAUUGCUCAAAGUAUCAGCGAAACCAUAAAUACAACUUCCACCAAUGUUCCUAUAUCGCAAGCAGUUAAAAUAUCACAACAGACAUUGUGUACAGAAGGAUCCCAGACAGUUAUUGAAUUAGAUCCACAAUUUUCUUUGCCUAGAGAUUCCAUCAAAACCUGCAAUGCCACUGGCAGUGAACCAUUAAGCACUAUAUAUUACUCCAGCAAUGCAGAUUCUUCGAUAGAUCCUCAACAUCCUUCUGAGAUUGCAGUGUCAGAACCUGUAAAUGAACAGUACUCAUCGAUUUUAAGUGAUUCACACAUUGAAGACAUGCAAACGAUUGGGCAAAAUCAGGAUUGUGAUAAUUCCAAAGACAGUUUGAAUAAUUGUGGUACAGGUAAUGAUGAAGUAGUAACUCAUCCUGCAGCUGGAGCCAACAUUGAUGAUGCCCCUUGUGUUACAAGACAGGAAGUUAGUGAAACAAUUGAAACUUCAAUGGAGGUUCUUGAAGAAACCUCAGAGGCAGAUGGGACUGCAGUUGAUAUUGCUUGUUCAACUUCAUCUGCCAGUAAGACAUCAGAGGCAGAGGUGGUUCAUGAUCCUGGGAAUCUGUCCACACCAGCUAUGCCGUCAGAGAGUGAAGAACAAGAAGUUGCUACACUACUCUUAUCAAUGACUGAUCAACCCUUAAAUUCCCCUUUUAGCAACAGUUCUGAAAAAUGCCAUAGAGAAGAUAAUCAUACUAUUAAUCUGUCGACUGAUGUUUCUCAUUGCAAAGAUGAAGGUGUAACAUUAGAAUCUGGUAGACAAGUUACCAACAAUGAGUGUUCUACUCAGAAAGAACAGAGCAAUGAGAGUGAGAUCUCGGUUGUUACAUGUUCACUUCCAGUGGCUGGAAUCGAUUCCUCAAUGGAUCAAGUUGCGCAAAUGACAGAUGGCAGAAGUGAUUGUUGUAUGGCUGAUGAAUUAACUAUCAACCAAGUAGAUAAUCCCAGUUCUAGUUUUGAAGCAUCACAAGACCAAGUAUUUAGUUUAGAAAAUGCUCGUCUGUUAAUGCAAGAAACUGAAAAUGUUGAAUCAAAUUUAGAGUGUGUUGUUUCUACAAGGUCAGACGUCUUGCCCAUGAACGCUGCAUGUGAUGAUAAAGCCAAAGAUUCACCCCAGUCACAAGAUUCUUCCAUGUCAUCUUCACAGGCAGAUAAAUCAAGGAAAGACUCUUGUGAAAGAAAUCCAGAACCAGGCAGUGAGGCUGAUGCCGAGGUCUCAUCUAAAUGGAUUACAACGGAAACAGAGAAUGCCACAUCAAGAAUACAACUCAGUAGUGAAGUAGAUAAAGAGAUUAUAUCACAGGUCAAAGUUCAACAAUGUAUACCAGAUAUGGAUGUGGGAGGAGGGGAAGGAAACAAACUUGUCAAAUAUGAGCAAGAAACGGAAACUGAUUCUGAACUUAGUACAGCAGUUGAGAACAGUGGAUCUGACAACCAAUUAAGGACUGACCCCCAAAUUGAUAUUAAAAAUGCCAAAGAACUAUGUAAUGUAGAGGAGGAAUGUCAAAGAGGUUCAAUGGAAAGCUUCGAAGGUGUUAGUAGUGGUAGUGGAAGGCUGUUACCAGAGUGCAAUGUAAAUUCUAACAAUUCCAAUUCCGGUGAUCAUGUAGUUCAAAGUGAAGAAAUUUAUGAUGUAGAUUUAAAUUCAAAUACCAAACCUGCAGAGGCUUUAUCAGGCCCAAGCGAGGGUUGUGCAGACAGUGCUUUGUGUGAUGUCAGUGUCAUUGACAUACCUGGAGAAUCAGUAAAACAAGUCAUUUGUGAGGAAUCUGUAGGAGUGGAUGCUCCUGAAUCGGUUCUUGUGAAUUCACCUAGGAGUAGCAUUGAUUUGUCUCCAGAAAAACUUGAAGAUCAAGAAAACACUUCAUCUCCUUGUGGUCUUAAUUUUGAAAGCAAUGGUGAGGAAGCAAAAGAGGGAAUGUCAAUUCAUGUAUCUAAUCAAGUGCAGGAUUCAGUUGCUCUUUUAAGUGAAAGAACUGAUGAAGAUUUUCCAGAUUCUUCUGAGAGGAAUUCAGCUGCAUUGGAAGACAUUCAAAGUAGUGAGAACAGGACUGAAUCACAAGAACCUCAAAGGCAGUCAGAAUUGACGUUUGAAAACACUGCUGCUGUUCAGGACGUGAAGCAAGAAACAAAGUGUACAAGUAAAGAUUGUGGUGCUAGUGGUGGUCGAGUUGCCCUGAGGGACUCCUCUGUGAGCAACAUCCAAGAAGUGUUUGCUGUUCCUGAGAUGAUUAAGAAGCCAGCUGAUCAGAGUGACAGUGUGACCUCUGUCAUGGACAGACCAACAGAUAAUGGAAUAGUGGGAGAUGUAGCCUCCUGUUCUCCCACCCGUGAUGACGAACCUUCGUUCACACCUGAGUUUGAGACAGGAGACCUGGUCUGGGGUCAAAUCAGAGGUUACUCUUCUUGGCCAGGGAAGCUAGUUAGUGAUGCUGAGGUCAAAGGUCAGAAGAAGAAGGAAGAAGGCAAGGUUUGGGUGAUGUGGUUUGGGGAUCACUCCUUUACUCAAGUUGAACCAACUAAGUUAAAAACUCUCACUGAGGGUCUAGAAGCUCAUCACAAAGCAAGAACAAGACAUAGAACAAGGCACCGGACAUUAACGAGCAGUUUAGAGGCAGCCAUCCAAGAAGCUAUGAUGGAGCUGGAUAAUAAAGCAGAACAGGCAAAUGAAAAGAAGAGGAAAGCAGGAGCGAGAGGGCGAUCACGGCUGAAAAGGCCCAAAAUCAGAUAAGAAAAUGUCACAUUUUCACUAUCAUUAAUCUUGUGAUGGCCUUAAUAACUAUGUGAUUUAAGUAUUCCUAUGAAAGAAUUGGUUUUAUUUAUGAGUGUGUGAUUUUAUGAUCAAAUUUUAUAAUAUUGAUUUAUUUUUCUGGAAUAUCCAGGGGAAAUGAAUGUUUAACCUUGGUAGGUUCAUCUAAAUCAGGUGGGAUAUUUUAUUGUAAAGUUGAUUUAUGUUAUGCAUAAUUUGAAAUUAAAAAAAAAAGUGCAAAAGAAUUUGCAUUGAAUCUUGUAUGCUGAAUAACUGUUAAGCAUUCUCUGUAUGUUUUUUUAAUUCACUUACUGACAAGUCAAGUGAACCACCCCACCGCUCAAAAAAAAAAAUGAUUUAGAAAGUUUGAUUUUCUCCUGUCUCCACUAACAUUUGAAAUUCAAUUCAUUUUUUUACAUAUGUAUUUUAUUUGCCAUUUUGUACAAAAUGAUAUUAAUUGGGGCUUGUCACUUAUGACAGCAUUCAAAAAAUUGAAUCAGAGCAGAAAAAAAACAGUCAAGUAAGUGGCUAUGCCCUGUAUAUCAUCCCUGAAUCUAUUCUUAUGCAAUCGUACAGUCUACUGGUUCUACAUCCAGAUAGUAAGAAUUGGAUUCCAGCUCAGUGGUCAUACUUCAUGUAUCUACAAAGAUACUACAAGGGAAAGACUGGACACUUGUGAUUUUUUGAAACAUACAAUUUUGUUCAUUGUGAAGGGCACCCAACAGUGAUGAGUAAGCAAACACUUCGACAGGCAGGAAUGUGUGAUGCAUAUGGGGUGAAUGAAAGAGGGCAUGAGUGCGGUGCAGAGGAAUAAUUUCACCUCUCCAUUCGCAGAAACCUAUAAGAUCUAUGCAUAUAUCUAAUUUUUUCAAGACUUUUUGGGAAAAAAAAACUUCACCCCUCUACCAUUUCUCCCAUAUGUUUUGUACAAAUCCCAAAAUGACGGUAUGCGAAUGUAUACCUACCCAGUGCUGUCGGGCGUCCUUUCCAAGCGUUACAUUAUGUGCUCUUUUGAUUGUCUAGUCUUCACCUGGUAGUGUCUCUGAUAUCUAUGCCAACAGGAAAAUUAGUUUUGUUCGUUUCGAAAUUAAAACCAUUUUCUUAUUGCCUAAUCCAAAUAUGGAGUACAUGUAUACGUCUCUAUGUUUCUGUACAAUACUUACAAUAGCCGUGAUCUCUAUGUGUCUACAUUUUUUAAGAUGUAUUUCAGAUUAAAUAUCAGGGGAGUAUUUCAUAAAACAGAUACUGAUUUUCACAAUUGUUAAAAGCUACUGAAAUGAGUGUUACUGAUUGGAUGAGAGAAAUUUGUCGGUGAAAAUUGCUUACAGUUGCUUCAUAAAACUCUUCCCUAUAGUAAAAAAAAGAUAUUUUGAUUUCUUUCUCGAGAUUGAUGUUUGUGUUUUGAUUUUUAGCUCUUGAAAUCUUAAAAUUGAUCAUAUUCCAUGCGCAUUGAUAAAAUAUACUUUGCCAAAAUAUUGUGUAGAGAUUUUGGUUGAGAAAAUUUGAUGGCCAUUCCAUCUUUAUUGAAAAAUAGGAAUGAUUGGAAGCAAAUUGUAAACAUUUUGGUUUCAUAUUGUUUCAAUGUAGUAAAGAGUAACAAAAAUGUUUAUCACUGUAGUGAGCUUAUGUUACAAGACAACACAUUCAAAAUGUUAUAUCCAUUCAUGAUAAGGACCCAGAACCUAUCAGAGUACAUACAUGUGCUGUAGUUAUGGUUAAUUAUGUUCUAUUCAGAGUAGCUGAUUUGCUUUAAAGGGCAAAUCAACCAUAAUGAAUCAACCUUAAUGGCCCAUCUCAAGUCCUUAUCUGUCCAGGUUCAUUACCCAUAAUGCAACAUUUUGAGCAGUGUAGUCUUGUGAUACAGGCCCACUUGAAUGGUAAUACAUUAAUCCACAACACAAUAAUUGUGUAUCAAGAAGCAAAUCAUGUACUUUUCCUCUCAAAAGCAUUUUAGUUUAUCUUCCUGAAUGUAGCUAUAUGCUAAUUUAUUUUUUCUGUGUUACUAUUACCUUGUUUACACGCUGCAUCGGCUUGCAGUUCAGAACAGCGAACAGAUGCAAAAUUGGCUUUUUUGUUGCGUGUAAACGUGAUUAACUUGCAUUGGCUCUAUGUGCAGAAUCUGCAAUAUUGCACCACCAGAGUAGUAGGUUCAGAACCGCGAGCUGAUGCAGAAUCUGCUUUUUUAUCUACGUGUAUAAAACAGAAAGCCAAUUCUGCAUCGGCAAUUGGCGCGCAUCACAUUUACUUUACCAUUAUGACGUAAUUGAAAGUACACAGAUCCAACGUUGCCUUUAUUAUGACGUAUAUUGUUUGUGCAAGGAUCAUUUCAGGUUUUUUGCCAUGCUUGCCGAUUCUGCACCGUGAGCUGUGACAGCGUGUAAAUGCGGUGCAAGCUAAAACUAAAAACCGAUUCUGCAUCGGCUAAUGGUUCUGAACCAAAAGCCAAUGCACAUGUAAACACGGUAAAUAAAAUCCAUAUCUCAACAGGUACAUUUGGUACCAGCCUUAUGUAACAGACAGUCAAUAGAGACCUUACAUAGUUCGCUCCCCUUUAAUUGGGGAAUUUUCCUGACACACUGUUGUGCAUUUUGAAUGCUUUAUUUUUGCUUUUGAUGAAAAAUGACCCUUCAUAUCAAUCUCUUACACUCAGUUACAUGUAUGUUUUUUUAUUCAAAGAUUUACAAGUAUGUAUUUGUACUAUAGAUAGUAUAAGUCUCUAAACGAAUGGGCAUAAAUAUCUCCUUGUCUUUUCUUUUAAAGAAUACAUGUACUAGGACUUAUCCUUGGUGCCUGUUAUAUUUUCAGCAAUAAUAUUGAACAAAGUUUAUGCAUUUCAUGUUGGAAUUUUAUCAUUUGGUGAUCAACUGGCUGGCUAUCAACACAUUUCUUGUUUUCUUGACUUCAUUUCUUUAUUUUCUUGUACAUUUCCAAUAGAGAUUUCAUACAUGUACAUGUAGGUAUUGCCAAUGAAACACAGUAUCUUUGUUUUAAUUUGUCACAGAUUUUUUCAUGAAGUAUGCCUUUUGACUACAUAUAAAUCAAAAAGUCAAAAUAUUCAAUUUUGAAUUUUAUUUGUAUUUAAGAUGUCCAUACUGAGUUUUUACUCUGUUUCUUCUUAUUGAUGACGUCACUAGGAUUUUUUAAUAGCUUCAUGGGUUUUCAGUUUCAUGAAGUGUGACUUUUGGGGAUGUUUCAAUUAUGUGCUGUAGUACUAUUAUAUAUUGUCACAUUUAUGGUUCACUUGUAGCAGUGCCAUAGUGAGCCACGUUUUCCUCAAAAAGCAUACUAUUCAAAAUAAGUAUUAAACUUGUUUAUCUAAUGUCUAAUACCGCUUUAAAUCAAGUCUCUAAACACUUUAUGCAACACACUAGGUUUUGUUGAGAUGCUGUUACAGGCUCAAGUGCUUCAAGGAAUUAAUUCCUGCCAGGUACCCAUUUACCUCACCUGGGUUGAGUGCAGCACAAUGUAGAUCAAGUUCUUGCUGGAGGAAUGUGAAGCCAUGACCCUCUGUUUCAAAGUCUUGGACUAAUCCACUGGGCCAUAACAUUGGAAAAAGGGGCAUAUUUCAAUAAUGCCCAAUAUAGGCCUAAUUUAUCUAGUUGAGAAACCUUGUGCGCUAGAGGCAUACUUCUUGAAAAUGGUGACAAAUUCUGAGCAGUUCAUGUAAAUUAUGUUCAAAAAUGUUAUGGUGUAUGGAAAACUUCUCCUUCAACUUUAAAAGAAUAUAUAUUUUGUUAUAAAUUAUAUGCUACAUUAUGUUAUCAGGGUCGUUUGACCCUUUGUAUAUUUUUAUUUUACUGUACAGUGUAAAAAGUACUUUUUACCAUUAUCAGUACUGAUUUAAUCAAAUACUCAUGUUUUUUAGUGAUGUAUAGUACCAUCUCAUUUCACUGUGUAUUAACCGAUGACUACUGAAUUUUGUGAUUCUUAUAGGCUUUAUACUGGUAGCACCCAGUUCUAGUAGGCAGUUGGUUAUGUACAUGUAUCUGCAGCAAUGAUCAUAGUUCCUAAAAUUAUUAAUUAGUUUUGAUUGUAAUUGAACAAGCUAAACAUUGCAUAUGGUAAUGGGUUGUGCAUAUUUGCAUACAGAAGAUCAUUUUUCUCUUUUCUCCACUGGUGUUGUUUUGAAGGAAUAUCUAUAGCCAAAAGCUUAAUCAUCCAACAGUUUUGGAUGAGGAAAAGGGUUCUGAAAUUGUUUUAAUACUUCACAAUCACAAAAUCAUGUUAUCAUAUUUGCCCAAUAUUCUCAUAUUUUGAGAAAUACAUAUUUACCUAUUAAAUAUUUUUUAGGGUAAAGAAUUCAAGUUAUUAAAAACAAAAACCCAAAUUUAGCCACUGUCCAUACAUGUAUGUUCAGAUAACGACAAUCUUGCUCUGGUGGAUAUCUUUACCUUUAUGGAGAUUGGAGAAACUAUUAUUUUAUCAAAAGGUCAAUUGAUAUAUGAUUUAUCUAUUGAUUUCUCUUCCAGUCUAAUAGAAUUACAUGGGAUAUAAAACUGAGCAUGUGUAUCCAAACUACAGUGUGGAGUGGCAAGGAUUUUAUCAGGUUUUGAGCAAAUUCUCUAGUCAGUAAUAGCUCAUUUCAUUUUGUGGUAUUUUUUUUAUUAAAUUCUUCAAAUGAUUUUAUUUUUUCAGAUUUCAUCUUGAAUGUGUCAAGAUGGUCUGUCAUCUAUAUUUGAUUUCAUUUUGACUAGGCCUAUGUGCAGUUGAAAAUCUAUGUAGGAACCAGAUCCAGAAUAUGUUGACUGAUGGAUAUUUAGUUGAAAACUUAAUAAUCAUAAUCAGUCUUUUUGACUUUAAUAUCAAUGCGGUUUUUGGACUAGGUUAAGUUGCUUAUUUCAUGCAUCGCCUUUAUAUUGUGCAAUUUUUUUCAUCAAGGGUAUUGUACCUUUUUUCACAUUUUCAUUCUCAUUUUUUAGCUGAAUAUAGGGUAUUCAUAAUGAUGAGAAGCAAUGCUUUUCCUAUUUAAUGAUAAUAUUCAUAAUGUUCAUUUUAGUUGGUAUUGUUUCUUUUACUGCCUAAUUUUUUGACACUCAGUUUGGUGUUUGCUUAUAUGCCAUAUGAGUUUACUAAUAUUACUCCUGAAAAAGCUAUAUUUAUCCUUUUUUCAUAAUCAAAAUGCUUGUUCAUAUACUUUACAUGAAUCAUGGGAUCAUGGAAUUAAAAUAUAAUUGUUUCACCAACAACAAAAUUGUCUGUGUUACAGUAUGUAUUUCAACAAUUAAACAAGUGUUCUGAAUAUUAUUGUUUCUAUGAUAACGGUUGCAUGAAAUGCCUGGGCUGUAUUGGAUUUUGUUUUUAUCCUUUUUUUUCAUUGCUUGUUUAAUAGUUAUGUAUUGUACACAUUAUUUUAUUAUUUCAAUGCAUUUUAUUGGUCAGGCUCUAAUAUUUGCUUAACAUAUUUGUUAUGUAUUCAUUCUUAAUGUAUAUAAUGAAUGUACAUGAUGUACUUAGAUGGUGUUCUUGGGGCUUACUUUGACCUUUUUGAAAGACUUUAAAGACGAUGUUGCAGCUGACUAUUUUACAAUCUUAGUUUUGAUGUAUCAUGACAUUAUAGUUCUUGCCCUGUGGUUACCCCUGUUAAAGUUAUUCUUAUAAUUUAUUAAUUCAUAAUGUUAACAUGACAAAGGCAUGGUAUGUUACAGGUGUUAUUGAAAUACUUAUUGUAUAUUAUGUCCUGACAUUAACCUAAAAAAUGUUUUUUAAUGGUUAUUUGAAAUUAAUAUGGCUUCAUUUAUUUCAUUUGUUUUGUAUUGGAUAAUCAUUUGGGGGGAGAUUGGCAGACAAUUGUAUGAUUAUGUUAUGUCAUUUUUCAAAAGUACAGUGGAAACUCUAGAUAGCUAUGCUCUGCUGUACCUGUCACUUAGAUGACAAGGUGGGUGUGUCAUAAGGCUGUUCUAAGUUAAGAGUGACAGAAUGACUGGUGAUCCUUUCUUGUGGUAAAUGGCAUACACCAAAAUGUUCAUUGGUGAUUGUUUAGCAUGUAAGAAUGGUUCACUAGUAGUUCUUGAAAUUGCUCUUAACUUACGAACAGCUUUAUGAAACACCCCAAAGUUGGAGUUGUCAUAAAGGUAUGUGAGUUUCAUAAUGUACUCUAAUCAUUGUACUAUUCCACAAUGAAUUGGUAUCAUUGUGGAAAAAGGGAUUUUAUUGAAGUCCUACCUUUUGUAAAGUAAUGAUUUAAGCUUGACUUUCUUCCCUUCGUUGAAACAUCAAUUUGAAUACACUUCUUUAAACCAAGGUAAUUUUAAUGUGGUAGUUUGAUAGAAAUAUCGUGUCCAAAAAAAAGUUCCCGACAGCAGAACUUUGAUUGUUAAUGUUAUUUAUUUGAAAGUUCUCUUGUUUAU
Messenger RNA from Lytechinus variegatus (green sea urchin), 11939 nucleotides. RefSeq lists its product as uncharacterized. The transcript has 8 exons. Gene Ontology annotation, molecular function: DNA binding; chromatin binding. Gene Ontology annotation, cellular component: nucleus; chromocenter. The record is from RefSeq and is a predicted model, not a curated record. Bases 319 to 5574 code for a protein of 1751 amino acids. Lineage: Eukaryota; Metazoa; Echinodermata; Echinoidea; Temnopleuroida; Toxopneustidae.